Calidris pugnax (ruff) is the source of this 605-nucleotide messenger RNA. RefSeq names its product baculoviral IAP repeat containing 5 (gene BIRC5). The transcript has 4 exons. The record is from RefSeq and is a predicted model, not a curated record. Lineage: Eukaryota; Metazoa; Chordata; Aves; Charadriiformes; Scolopacidae. Bases 30 to 467 code for a protein of 145 amino acids.
GCCCACCCGCCGCCGUUCGAACCCCAGCGAUGGCGGCCAAGGAGGCGGCGGCGGUGCCGUUACCCGAGGAAUGGCAGCAAUACUUCAUCCUCACCCGCGCCAGCACCUUCCGCAGCUGGCCCUUCACCGAGGGCUGCGCCUGCACCCCCGAGCAGAUGGCGGCGGCGGGGUUCCUGCACUGCCCCAGCGAGAACAGCCCCGACGUGGCGCAGUGCUUCUUCUGCCUCAAGGAGCUGGAGGGCUGGGAGCCCGACGACGACCCCCUGAAGGAACACAAAAAGCACUCUGCGGGCUGCGCUUUGCUCUCUCUUCGGAAAGACCCCACUAACCUGACACUGCAGGAAUUCCUGAAGCUGGACAGGGAACGGGUGAAAAUUGCGCUGAAAAGAGAAGUGUCUCAGAAGGUGACCUGCGUUGAAGACGUAGCCAAGCGCGUGCGGCGUGAAAUAGAGAAUCUGGGCUCCUGAGGCUGCUGUAGCUUCUCUCGCUGCCGGUGACGUCUCUCUUGUACCUCUGCUCCGGCGCUGCCGCUUUCCACAACGGCGUUUCGGGGCUUCUCCUAUUCCUCCUGUCAUUGUAAUUAAAGAUUAGUACUUGUGGUUUUA